GUUCCAGAUCAGUCUCGAUCCAGCAUACCUGUUCGAUCUUUAACGCCCUCAUGGUCGUUAAAUAACCUCCCAAACUCCUCCCGUUCACUUCCUCUUAGUCCAAUCCCACUGCAAUCGUUAAGUUACGCCAGUUCUGCUAUCAUACGCUGCUGAUUCAGUUUCUGCCGGCGCACGAUAUACAACAUGGGCUUACUUGACCAGCUCUGGGACGACACCGUCGCCGGGCCCCGGCCCGAUAUCGGUCUUGGCAAGCUCCGCAAGCACAAAACCUUCAGUUUCCGAUCCAGCUCCGCCAAGGGAUCGUCGGAUGGAGGGAGCGUGGGAUCGUACGGUGAGGAUUCGACAGAGGAGGCGACGAGAGUUACACGGAGUAUUAUGAUAGUGAAACCCCCAGGAUAUGGGAGCGGUAACAGCGGAUCGCCUCCGAUUUCGCCAGCUGGGUCUACGCCUCCAGUGUCUCCGUUUUCUGGCAGCAGCAUGGGAAGAUUCAGGAGGAGGUCGGCAUCGGAUGCAUACGAGAAGGCAAGCCAGGUUGGUGGUGGAGGAGCAAGGAGCAGCCCCCGGUCUCCUUUCGACGUGUGACCAAAGGACGACAUGUAGUGAUAUAAUGAAGAAGCCCUUUCUUUGCUAAGUUUGGGUGUUGCAGGGUGGUGUGGUGUUUGUUUUGAAGCUAUAAAUAUAUGUAUUGUAUGUGAUAUAUAUAUAUGUAGAGAGAGAGAGAGAGAGGGAAGGAGGGAGAGAGAGUAGUUUUGUAUGUAAGAUGUGAGAAAUGUGGAUGGAGUUGCUAAUCUAAUCUGCUAUAUGUAUCAUGUAUGUGUACAUAGUGUUUGUUCUCUUGCAAGUCGUCUUCUUUGGCAUCUGAAUGAAUAAAAAGUAUUUACUUUUCUUGGCA
Prunus persica (peach) is the source of this 892-nucleotide messenger RNA. Its product is annotated as dormancy-associated protein homolog 3. The transcript is spliced from 3 exons. NCBI's taxonomy places the organism in Eukaryota, Viridiplantae, Streptophyta, Magnoliopsida, Rosales, Rosaceae. Bases 184 to 582 code for a protein of 132 amino acids. The record is from RefSeq and is a predicted model, not a curated record.